This is a messenger RNA of Pygocentrus nattereri (red-bellied piranha), 1350 nucleotides long. RefSeq lists its product as uncharacterized. The coding region runs from base 1 to 969 and encodes 322 amino acids. The transcript is spliced from 3 exons. NCBI's taxonomy places the organism in Eukaryota, Metazoa, Chordata, Actinopteri, Characiformes, Serrasalmidae. The record is from RefSeq and is a predicted model, not a curated record.
AUGGGCUGGGGGAGGAGAGCCCUUAAGGAUCCGCUCAAAUGUGCUGACCAAAGACGAACCCAUUGUCAGAAGGAGCUCCAGCUGCCUGCAGCCUCUCGGACACUGCGUUUGGGGCUUAUUUGGAUUUUCUUCGCCAUGCGUCCGUCCACUCUGCUGCUGAUCCUCACCUCCGCGACCUCGCUGAUGGAAGUACAGUGUGGAUCUCUUUUUGCUCGGACAGCAAAGAGUCCGCCUCAGGAAGAGGUCGAGAAGAAGUGCACCAGCUUGGCCCUGCCCUGGACGGAGGCCAGGCUUCAGGGAGGUCACUGGGGUCACAUCUACAGGCUGAAGGUUCUGUCCAUGGGCAGAGAUGGGGCAAAGGGGGCAGUUUUCCCCGAGCAGCCUCUGUUCGGCUUCGUCAGGCGGGUUUACCGCUGCUGUCAGAUGGGCUUCCACUGCGGAGGAGUGAAGGGGAUACAGGGCAGAGAGGCUGGAGGCUCCAGUAUUGAGUUCCUCCUCAGUGAGGACGUUCUCUCGGCUCCAGUGGUGAGAGCUGAGAUUCAUCUCCAGCUUACAAACCCGCAGCUCCUCAACGUCCAGCCGCUGCUGCCUUCGCUGGAGAAACGGCAGCUCCCGACGAGGUACAGUGCGUGGUCUAAGGACAGUGUUCUGGAGUUGAGGGUGGACUUGACCUUCCUGUUCCAGGCUCUCCAGCAGUCCCUUGGUAGGGGCCGUGGGGGUCCCAGCCUGCUGGACAUUCGAAGGGUAGGGGGUCUAAGCAGGCCCUGGGCUUCGGACUCCAGAGAAAAAGCCCUGCAUGAUCCCGUAUCGGCUGUGCUGGGGGAAGGAUGGGUAGAGCGCCCCCUGCAGGCCCCCGUGGAGCUGGGACUGGCCUUACACUGCAGCACAGCGGGCGCUAACACACAGGCGUGCCAGAGCCAGGGGGUCCAACUACUACACCCACCAUUCAUCACACUGUCGUACAGAUAGCAACACCCACCCCCCCUACUGCCAUCCGCGAUUGUGCUCCGGAUUGGCCUCCCCGGCUCCUGCUGUUGAAUAACAAUAGGUGAUCUGUUAGGUAAUGUCCACUGUUAACGCUCUGGAUCACCCGAGCUUUAAAAUACUGUGCACUUCAGCAAGUGACUGGAAUUCAUUUAAUUUAUAUGGGUGUGGUUUUGUGGGAAAAAUGUAAAUACUGUAUGUAAAUUCAUAGUUUUAUAUAUAAACUUCCUUUUUUCCUUUUCAAGAUUGGCUUGUUUGAUUUAUUGCAUUUGUACAUUUUCCUGAAUUUAUGGUGUUUCAACAUUAAAAAGGUGGAUUAGAGUUUGAACAAACAGGAACACAACAUCAUUACCAGCCAGUAAUUUA